UUCACACCCAAAAAGAAAAGCAUCAACAACAGGUGGGAACAAGAUCACUUAAGACGACGAACACCAUGAGGCCAAUUACCAUUCUCGUCGCUAUUGCUUCCGUCGCUAUAGUCCUCCUGGCCGCCGAGGCCGUCACCGGCGGGUGGCAGCCGAUAAAGAACCUGAAGGACAAACACGUUAGGGAGAUUGCCGAGUUUGCGGUGAUUACGUACGAUUCCGGCCUCGACCCCAGAAUAGAGCCAUUGAAGCUCGUGAGCGUGGACGGCGGCGAAACGCAGAUCGUGGAGGGCACAAACUACAAGCUUUUAGUGACGGCAACGCCGGCCAACGAGAGUGUUGCCGCCGGGGGAGAUAUGUACCAGGCCAUUGUUUAUGAGAGCCUUUCUAAUGUAAAGAAACUAGUAUCGUUCAUACCGUGGGAUUAGUUGUAACCGCACUUGCAUGAACAAUUUUUUUUUAAGUUCGUUGGUUAGCAAAUCAAAAAUUAAGAACCAUAAAACUAUAUGUUUAGAUUGGGUUUUUUUUUUAUAAAGUAAUUGGUUUCAAUAACUCGAGUUGUUGGGAGAAGGUUAUGCUAGAUCUUAUACCACUCUCUAACACGUUCUCUCAAACGAAAGCCAACUCACGGGCUUGAAGUUUACACAGGCCCACCAUACCUUGUGCUUUAAUAAACGGUUAAUAUUGGGGGUCGUGGAGAUUCAAACACACGACCACUUGGUCAAACCAGCUCUGAUACCAUGUUAUAAACCAAUCGGUCCCAAUAACUCGAGUUGUUGGGAGAGGCCCAUGUAGGGUACUUAACCACUUCCUUACACGCCCCCUCAAACGAAAGUCGACUCAUGGGCUUGAAAGUUUGCACAGGCCCGUCAUACCAUGUGCUUGAAGACAACGGUUAAUAUUGGGGGUCGUGAGUACUUGAAAACGUGACCUCAAGGACAAACCAACUCUGAUACCAUGUCAUAAACCAGUUGGUUACAAUAACUCGAAUUAUUGAGAAAAGGUUAUGUCGGAUCUUACACUCCUCUCUAACAAUUUUCGGUGCGCUUUGCGGUUAGUCCUCGAAUCAUGCUUAUUCUGUGCGGUUUCAAUUUAACCGCGCGCAUAACGCAACUGUUUUCCAUUCUCAUUCCCAUUAACAUUAUUUUUAGCUAGAAAGUACAAAAAAAAGUUGAGAAUAUUCAACUACUUUGUGGCAUGUAAUGUUGUAAAAUUGGGAAUAUAACAACCAACCGAUAUAAAAGGAGAGUCAAUACUCAAUAGCCUAACAAAACAUAAACUUGCAAAAAAGUUAUGCCCACUAUCUAUAAUGACGGGAUACUAACCUAAAAAUGGACAACUUUACCAUUAGACAAAAAAAAAAAAUAUUUAAGAAUGAAAGAAAUUAAUUAAU
Messenger RNA from Linum trigynum, 1390 nucleotides. NCBI's taxonomy places the organism in Eukaryota, Viridiplantae, Streptophyta, Magnoliopsida, Malpighiales, Linaceae. The record is from the annotation of a GenBank genome assembly.